AUGGCUGUGGCUGUGGCAGACGGCGGUCGGCUGGAGGUCUCCCACUCGCGGCGGGCGCUGCCUCUAGGGGCGCUUGUGGAGUACCAGGGUGUCCGGGGUCAUGUCCGCUUUGUGGGAAGGACCGACUUUGCCCCGGGCCUCUUUGUCGGCGUCGAGCUGAACAAGCCGUACGGUGACAACAACGGCACGGUAGACAGGAUCCAGUACUUUGUGUGCAGAGAGCGAUACGGGGUGAUGGUCAAGCCGUCCGAGGUCCGACGGGUAGACAUCAAGCGGUACAAGAAGCGGGCGAUUGUGCGGCAUAGUCAGUCAGGGACAAAAGCCGUGGAGAGCGUCGACAUCCCGCCCAAGAUCCAGCGCGGGCUGCGGAAGGCCGAGGCGGAGCGGCGGCGGGAGCGGCGGGCGCGCAAGCGGCGCGAGCGGCAGUAUGCGCCGCAGAUCCGGUACUACGACAUUCCACCGGUGCCGGCGCCAGAAUCGCCACAGGAGCUGAUUCAGACGUACUCGCCCGAAUACCGGCGGCGGCUGGAGCGGACGAUCCAGAUGCGUGAUGCGAGCAGGUCCGGAGGUCUUGACGACGCGAGUGGGUCGUGGGGCGAGGGCGGGAGCGAAGCUGGCGAGGCCUUCCCGCUCCGGUCGAAGCAUCGGCUCCCAGUCCUGCACGCCAAGUACGACCGCUCGCUCCAGCCGUGCAAGUUUCUUUGGGCGAUCCGGUGGAGACCAACUCGACGCGGGUGCUGUUCCAGUACGAGGGUGCGGUCAAGUAUGUUGGGUACGUGGAGCAGCAGCGCGGGCUGUGGGUCGGGGUGGAGCUCACCGAAGCGCUGCCGUCGGGCAUCAAGCAGCUGCCCAACUUUAUCGGCCCUCACAACGGGAGCUGGGACGGAGCGUUUUACUUUGAGGCCAAGCCGCUGACCGGGAUCUUCAUCCGGCCGUCGGCGCUUGUCCCGCUUGACCCACACAUCAUCGCCAUCCGCGAGGCCGAAGCCCGACAGGAGCGACUCUCCGAGUCGAAGCGCGAGCUGCUGGCGCGGCACGGGCAGCAGACGCCGCGGAGCCGGCCAUCACGCAACGGCUCGGCGCGGUCGAUGCGCAACAUCUCGGGCCAGCAAGGCAAGCCAAUGAGCUCGCAGAUUGCACGGUUGAAGGAGCGGGUCGAGACGAUCAUCGGCUCGAUUGACUACGGCGACGACGGUCCGGGUGAGACGGUGGCCAUCUUGCCGAUGCAGGCGUCGCUGGCGGCGAGUGGUGCGUCGGGCGUGGUGUCAGGCGAGGGCUCGUAUUCGUACUCGUACGACGACGACUACGGGUACUCGUACGACGACGGCGACAUGUACUAACAGCCACUGCUUCAGCACGUUACG
This is a messenger RNA of Thecamonas trahens ATCC 50062, 1364 nucleotides long. RefSeq lists its product as uncharacterized. Gene Ontology annotation, molecular function: microtubule plus-end binding. The record is from RefSeq and is a predicted model, not a curated record. Gene Ontology annotation, cellular component: cytoplasm; microtubule plus-end; nucleus. NCBI's taxonomy places the organism in Eukaryota, Apusomonadida, Apusomonadidae. The transcript has 3 exons. Gene Ontology annotation, biological process: cytoplasmic microtubule organization. Bases 1 to 915 code for a protein of 304 amino acids.